AUGCCAGCGACCAGGGAGUCGUUCUGCGGCUUCCUAGAAAGUGGUUACGACUCCAGACAUUUCAAUCUCACUUGCUCAUUCCAGGUGCUAUGUGAGGCAGACAGGGAGUGCCCGUACAAGUACUACUGCCACAGCGGCGAGGGCCACAAGUCAUGUCUCAGGUGCAGAAAGUCGCAUCGUCGUUGCCAUAGAAACAAGAUGUGUUGCCAGGGAAACACGUGUGUCGAUGGUCGCUGCAUCCCCCAUCAGUUCCGAUUCGACGAGGCCUACAACACCGCCGUGCAAAACUUCGAGUCGGAGGUGAACGAGGAGGAGGAGAGUAUCCUUCAGGACACCAAGUUUAAACUGAGAAAAGCUCGCCAGGGCGAGCAGUGUUCUUCAUCUGUAUCGUGCGAGGACGGUUUGUGCUGCGCUCAACAUCUCUGGUCCAAAAUGUGUAAGCCAAUGCUGGAAGAAGGGGACAUCUGCACCAAGAAACGUGACCGUCUCACCGACGUCUUCCAGCGAUGCGAGUGUUCGCAAGGCCUCUCCUGUAAGCGCGAUUCUGUUCCCGAACGCCGCCUCCACGUCUGCCAAGCCGUCAAGCACCGAUCAAGCGGCACCAGCACGGAACGAGGUGGCGGAGAGGGCGCUGCUCAGGGUGAAACCUUGUCACAGCGCGAGAGAUUACUGUCGCUUCCGGUCGAAAAGAUCCGACCGCUUCCGAGCAAGAACGACGGCGACCUCCUCGGCUACCUCUCGGCGGAAUCGGGCGAGAAGCUCUUCGACCUCGCCGGCAGAGGCGAGCGGUGGAUGAUGGGGCGGUCGGCGGAGAAAUUGAAAGGCACGGCGUACAGGGACACGACCGAAAUUACGCGAACGGAACAAGCCGAUAUUGAGGCCAGCCAGUUAACUGUAUUAUGAUCACCAUGAUCCUUCUGAUGACUUGAUGAGGUAGCAAGAUGGUGAGAUGCGAAUGGUAUGAUGAGCAUCUUGCGCAAAAUGAUGAGAGGAUAAUCCGACUAUGAUGAGGAAGACAAUCAUAGGACGGGCGCCAGACCUUUGACGGGGAGUCGGAACAGUCAGACAUCGCUAAUUGGAAAAGUAAACCCAACUCCUUGAUGAAGCCGUUUCACUGCCGAACUCUCCCUGUCUGUCGCCGCUCUUUAAAAUCUCCUCAAGCAGUGUCGCCACUCGAAAAAUCUCGCUCGAUUGUUCCACUUUAUGAAAAAUAGAUAAAAAUAUGAUUGGUGCGGUAUGGAGAAAGCAAACGAGUUAUAGAGAGUCGCUUGUCGGUCAUGAUGAGCUGAGUUAUGGUAUCUGUUUAACUAAAUCGAUAAUACAGAGGGUCAUAUUGCGAUGUCAUUUAACUGCAGGUCUUCCAGUGCGACCAUGCAAAAUGCAGAGAUGAGAAAAUCUAAGUAAGAAGUAACUUUCUCUAAUGAUUAGGGGGUAAGAUUCUGGCUUUAUUAGUCACAGUUUUGUAUUCAAUAUAGCAUUUCAUGAUAACCAACAAAACACUUGAUUAUAUAAAAGGAUAUUUUCUCAACUAUUGUACUUAAUUUAUUAAUCAUGGUAUUAAUUUAUGAUACACGUAACGUUUGUAUGUUUAUGUUUUAAUUUGCAUAAAUCUUAAUCAGGGCAUCUAGCCUCGAAAUUUGCACUGGCAAAAAUGAUAAUAAGUGUAUACAAAAUCGAUGUUAAAUUCUAAAGAAAUUGAAAUCUGUAUUCAGAUAUGAAUAUAUCACUGACGUUUAAGGCAGUGCACAUGUAAAACUUAUCAUUGUAUUCAUGUGGCGUGGAUGACCAGUGUGUGACGUAACAACAUCAAUCAUGUGAUAUCUCUCUAUUGAUUUAAGUAUAUAACCCAACUCUCAAUCACGUUAUGUCAUGUGAUACUGGUCACGUGAACAUGUUGUAUGUCAUGUGAUAAUGGUCACGUGAACAUGUUGUAUCCAUGCCAACAGUAAAUUCAGUUUGAUUUCUAAUUGUUAUGGAGCAAUAUAUAGUAACCUUAUAUUUGAGAAUAUGUAUUAUUUUCUUGUUUGUACAUAACACGGGUAAGAUAUUUCUAUAUCGAUGUUAACACCAUAUUCGAAAACGAUUUUGUUUAUGAUUUAAAAAUUAUUUAUGAUUCCAGUAAGAGCUAUAGUAAUCAGUUCUUACGACGGUUCGUUUUAAUCUUGUUAUAUUUAUGUACCAAUUAUACUUAAAUUAAGAGGAUUUAUCGGAAUAGACAUGAGGCUGUAUUGCAUGCUUAAAGCAUGUACUUGUUCGUAUUAUCCUUCGUAAAAUUCGUUAACAUGCACAGACUUUAGGGUACAACAUUAAUAUGAAACUUGUUUCGAAAUAUGUAUUUUUUGUAGUCGCUUACAGUCAUGAUAAGGCCGAGUAUAGUGCCACUUUUUGAUCAAAAGUUAUUCUUGGACAAAUUGAAAGUGACACCUUUGCGUCAAAACCUUUUCGAUUUUGGUUGUUUUGUUUUUUCCUUUUUAGUUUCUUUUUUCUUAACUUGGUUAUCUUAAGCUAUAAAUCUAUCAAUAUGUCCGAUCUGAGAAUCAACGAUUCACAAUUUCCUUGUUUACAUUUACUGCCGAACUUAAUUUCCUGUUGAAAUGCGAGAUAUUUUCCACUGUUUGUGUUUUUGGUUGGGUUAUUAAAACAAAAUAAGUUAUGCGUUUUAUGCUUUGCGUUGAAAGUAGUAAAUACUGCGUUUUACCUUUUCCUGAAACCUUGUUCGAAUCAUAAAUUAAUGGCUAACGGAACAUUCGAAAUACGAUGAUACACAGCUGAGCUUGGAAGGGGUUAGGAACUGGGCAAUGAAGUUAGGAACACUCUAUUACAAGAAAUAGCCGUUAAAUCAAUAGUUAUUAGAUUCAAAAUGAAAGCAAAAGAGGUGAAAAGUGAUGAUUUAAUGACAUCGGAAAUAUCUAUUUCUUGUAAUUAUCACCUUGGCAAUGGCCUCUCCUGUGUCAUUGUUCAAGGAAUUUGGCUUCAGAACACGGCUCAAAAGAUUUAAUGGCUUCCCAGAGCCACACCCUUAACCAUAAAAAUCGUAUUAGUCUCUAAUCCAAACGUUUGUUAAAUUUUGUCAUAACCUCUAUAUAGUCCAGAAUAUUGUAUACCACGGCUCAUUGUAUAGCUGUUGCAAUAGAUUGUGGUCAUUUUAGAGGUAAUAUUCUAUUUUAACGUUUGGAAAUGGGAAGUUGAGCGAUGCGGUUAUUGUUUCAGAAAUAAUUACCCCCUGUUUUCUGCAUGUAGGCUAAUAGUGGAGCGUUUCUCUCUACCUGCCAAGUGUGACUGUCUGACAAUCGGACACACCCUUAAUUUCGUCACCGGUCUACCAUGAAAUUGUUGGGUGUCGCUUCAAAGCCCCCCUCCCCCCCCCCUAAAAAAGUUAAACUUAAGCCCCUGAUUUGCAAUAGGAGUGUGCGGUUAUUCUCUUCCUUAAAAACAUUAUUAAGAGUUAUAAUUAUUCAAACGACACAUUAACAUGGUAUGAUAUGUUAUUAUGUAAUAAUAGGGCGUACUCCCAUCAAAUAUGAAUUACAACGGACUGGAAUAAAAAAUAAAGUCCUCUUCGGAGAAAGCAAAAUUCGGAUAAAGAUUACCUACGUUUUUCAUUUUUUUCUUCUCAAUGGGUGCGGUUAUUUAAAUUGGGAUGACAUUUACGAGGAAAAUUGUGUCGUUUCAAUGCUGACAUUUUAAUCACACACUGACAAUACGUUUGCCCCACCUUUGUUUUGCUCGCGCGAUUUGGACAACAUUGCACGUCAAUCAGGCAAUGCUUAAAAUGCGAAAAGUAGGCAACACAGGUUGAGCCUCGAAUCCUGUUUAUUUUGACAAUUCUGAGUCACAGGGUAUAUGCUUGGAGAAUAAUCCCGAUUGUGGUUUUAGGGCUUCUUAAAAUACGAAAUCCGCGAGGGCUGUUUUGGCGUUUCCUCGCAAGUUUGGCAUUUGACGGCCUCGAUCUCGCCUCGUGUUAGGAUUACAGCGAACAUGGAGAGGAGAGGACGCCAAUUUAAAGUCCACCGCAUACAAUGCGACGCUUCUACGAUCGAUUUUUUAAUAGAAAUCGCAGUUGCAAUGGCUAUGAAAAUUUGAUCAUAAUCAUCUUCUUGAAUGAGGUUCUGAAUAACGAAAUAAACAUCAGCAAUCGAAAAAGAAAACCUAAGCCUUCUAGUCGGCAUAAAAGCCAAAUCGGCUUCAAUUCGCAGACAAUCGCACAACUGAAACGACGUCACUACGAUUCGGAGCCGAUAUGAAUUUUACUCCAUCAAGGAAACUUGCAGUCUGCUGACAUUUUUAUUCUAUUAUUUAUAUUUAUGUAUUUUGAACUAAGUUAAUACAGGUUUAAAUGUUCCGAGUCAAUUGCUAUUGCGAGUCCUUCCAAAAUGGGGUCGUAGUCAGAUCGUAUAGUUUGUGGUGUCGCUUUAAAUACCUGGAGCGUGAUUCCACACAUAAUGUUACUUUGAGCAAAAUAACGAUUCGCGAAAUGAUAGUUAACAAGAUUCCAAUGGUUGAUAAGAAAUAAAUAGAAUCGGACAAAAAUAUGCGACAAAAUCGAUACUGAUCUGACAAUCAGGCAACAUUUUAUCCGCCAUUUUGACGACUUGAAAUCAAAACUGAAUAUAUUACAAAAACUUACGAUAAUUAUUGAACACCUUCUUUUUGAAGAGUACUUAAGUAUUAUGUUUUUUGUUUUAAUCAUGAGCAUGAUAGUGAAUAUAUUUAUUUUUUAUGAAACGGGUAAGAAGAUGUUUUAAAUUGGACACAACGUUGCCAAAUUGGAAAUGUAGAGCGAUGUAGAGAUGAUGUAAAGCGAUGAAUCAUUCGGGUUUCAUGGACAAAGUAUUGAUAUAAUCACUCUCUUACAUUGUUGGGCAUUAUGGUUAGUUAUUGUGUCUUAGUGCCUUUGUAUUUGCCCAGAUGCUAUAGACUGACAAAUUAUAUUCUGAAUCAGAAUUGAGACGUGCUUUCCUGGGUGAUACUACUUCAAGCAAUUUAAUGAGCAUGUUUUGCUCGUUUCACGGAAUUCCUAUUCGACCAAUACCCCAAGUCAUCACCAACUUAUUCUCUAAAUUGAUUAACGAUCAGCAUCGUUUCCUGUUUAAAUUAUUAAAGAUGAUUGGGUACUUAGCAAAGCAACCAUUGUGUUGUUGUUCCUUUUGCAUUUCCACUUAAUAUGCAGAGGAGUUUAAAUCCAGACUCGCAGAAGUGCUACCAGUGAUCUUUUUAUUUUUAUGGUUGAAACAACUCCAAAAUUGAGGUUUUAAUUACUCUUCUGAAAGUGAAUUGCGCUGUUUUGAGGUAAAUUUCCACUCCAGAAUGAAGAGACUAGUAUGAGUCCGUAGAGUGAAUUCCACUCCUGUCCAUUUCCAUAGUAGUUUUGGCCGAAGCUCUACGGCUGGAAUAUCAGCCAUGCAUGUUGACAUUUCAGUAUUGUCAUUUAAAAGUUAUCCCGUUGAACCGAACUACAAAAUGAUUACGUCCUAAUUCGGACUUUGUUUUAAAUUCAUACCGAGUCAUUUAUCCUUUGUCUGAGUUCGCCGCCUAGCGCCAUUCCGUUCAUGCCGUCAUAGUUGCCUAUCUUUCAGACUUCGCCCCUUAUUAAGCCGAUGUGUAUUCUCUCUUUGAUUUGAAUCUCUUCUAUGAUGCCAUAUCAUGUCCGGACUUUUCAUUAGGAUCAUUUUCCAUUCCUCAAUUUUCUUUCAUCCUCAUCUUUUCUUUCUCCCUCACAUAUCAUCUCUAAUUUGGCUGGUAGCGGUGCGGUGUAUACGCCGUGGCGCCGGCCGCAUUUGCAUCUCAAACGGACGCCGAUGAAGAAAAAUAAUUUCUUUAUCUUCGGAUAAUGAGUUUUUGAUUCUUUGUGAUUUCGGUUUCAUUUUCUUUUCCAAUGAAGGAAGAGUCUUAUUACGAAAGGAUAAAUGAUUUUUGUUCUCUCUCUCUCUCUCUCUCUAUCUACCCUUUCCCAUUGAUGCGCAUGGAUUUUGCUCAUAGAUCUUGCUCAUAACGAGGACAUUCAACAGUUAAUGUUCGAAUGGAAAAACUUUUUGCUUCUCUUUUCAGGUUCUCUGAGAUGGACCUGUUGUUUGUUUUACCGUUUAACUUAUUAUACUCUCUCUAUAUGUGAAUCCAACAUUCAAUCAUUCUGUUUUCUAAAACAUCUACACACGGCGGAAAUUAUGGUAACAUUGUAUUCUGACACGUUUUCACCAUGUAUUCUGAUCAUAUGCGAUCGUUUUCAAGUGUAUUUAAUUAUGUAGAGAGUUGUAUUAUUUUGAUUCCACAUAUUGUAAUAGAAUACUUAACUCAUAGUGACACGUUUUUCAGACUUUGAAUUAGAUGGUAAUUUAAGUUGAUAAUAACGAGAAUAUAUAUUUCAACCUGCAUAGAUAAAGAUUUGUAAAACGUAUUUAAGAUUUUAAAAUUUUGAAUAAAUCAUGUAAACAACAAUUUUACAGAGUUUUGAAAAGUGUAUUUUUAUAUAAUAUUUUAGCAAAAACAAAUCAUGUACUGAAAUCGUAUAGAAAAUUUGAUAAAGCUUGCUGCUUUUCGAUGACUAAAGAAUGGAGCUACAGCGUUUUGUUUUCAUAAGUUAAUAAUAUUUCUGAACAGUUUCGUUGAAACAACCGUUUUUCUUUCGUUGUUUUUCAUUCAUGAUAUUUGAUUACUUUUCUCUUGUAUGACUUGAAUGUAAUUUAGUUAAAUUUACUGAUAAGCUGUACCGUUAUCAGUAUUUUGAUUAGAAAUUUCUUGUUAUGACAAUGAUGCAUGAUUAUACCGCAUAACCUACAUUAAUGACUUUAAACCAAUUAGGCAGCUAUUACAUUCGAUUGCCUGUCAAAAGGUCGUAACACAUCUAAAAUAAGACCAUUCGUAAAGGCGACCUUUUGGCGGGCAAUUUAUUGCUUGAUUACAAUAUCUGUUCCAAUCGUAUAUUCGGAUACGUAAUCAAGGCAUGCUUGAUUAUGACUAGAUUUAUCUUGCAAUCAAGAAUAAUGUUUCUUCUUCAUUAUUUUUGUUCCUGAUCGAUGAUUAUUAAUUAGUUCUUAUCUUGAUCAUGGUUAUCAAUCAUUUUUACUAUAAUGAUGAUUUUGUCUGUGGUAAAUUGGUUUAUUUAGUGUUUUACCUCGAUUUAAUAUCACUUUUAUGUUGUGCUUUUUAUCUUGUCUAUUAUUAUUUAUGAAAGGGCCAUUGUGGUACCGACCUUUGUACAUAUCUGUACAUGCCUUUAUACAAGAGAAUUAAAUUUGUAUAUUACCGUA
Messenger RNA from Strongylocentrotus purpuratus (purple sea urchin), 7247 nucleotides. Its product is annotated as dickkopf-related protein 2-like. Gene Ontology annotation, cellular component: extracellular region. The record is from RefSeq and is a predicted model, not a curated record. Gene Ontology annotation, molecular function: receptor antagonist activity; co-receptor binding. Lineage: Eukaryota; Metazoa; Echinodermata; Echinoidea; Camarodonta; Strongylocentrotidae. Gene Ontology annotation, biological process: multicellular organism development; negative regulation of canonical Wnt signaling pathway. The transcript is spliced from 3 exons. Bases 1 to 903 code for a protein of 300 amino acids.